GGGCGACAGCAGCUUUAUUGGUGGCCGCAUACAGCCGUCGUCGAGCAUACCUGGAAGCAAGAGGGCCUUUCACCGCUGUAAUCGAUCGCUGCCAGGCCGCCGCAUCGAGCGUUGAGUCCAACAAAAGCAGUGCGCACACAUACACAGCCUGCAGCACAUAGCAGCAGCACUGCACGACGACGCGCCCGCGGCAGGACCACCAAUAGAUAUGCCCUUCAACCAAAAGAAGCAAAAGCGCGUCGACCGCACGGACAAGUGGUACGUCUUAGCGAAGGAGCAGGGCUACCGCUCGAGAGCCGCGUUCAAGCUGUCGCACAUCAACAAGGAGUUCAAUUUGAUAUCGAAACAGACGCGCGUGGUGCUGGAUCUGUGCGCGGCACCCGGCGGCUGGAGUCAAGUAGCCGCCAAGGAAGCGGGGGCCGGCUGUGCCGUGAUAGCUGUGGACCUCUUACCUAUUAGACCUAUCCCCAACGUGCGGACGAUUGUGGGAGACAUUACCUUGGAUCGGACCCAUGCGAUAGUGAGGAAGGAAGCGAAGGAGUCGAUGCAGCGGCAGGACGACGAGGAAGGUCGGGCGGGCAGGUAUGUCGACGUCGUCCUAUGUGAUGGCGCGCCGAACGUGGGCGCCACCUACACGAAGGACGCCUUCGUCCAGAACGAGAUUUCCUUGCUGGCGCUGAAGUGUGGUUUAUCUUGUGGCUUGAGGAGGGGUGGCUCUUUCGUGACGAAGGUCUAUCGCGGCCAAGAUUACAACUCAUUGGUCUGGUGUUUUGGAAGGCUCUUUGAUCGCGUAAGGGCGCACAAGCCACCUAGUUCGAGAGCUCAAUCCGCCGAGAUCUUCGUGGUGUGUACGGGGUAUCUGGCGCCACAUAAGGUCGACCCUCGACUCCUAGACCCAAAACACGUUUUUAUGGACAUCAACGGCGAAUCAUUGCAGAAGCCGUUGGCCGUGUUGCACCCCCAAGCUGGCAAAAAAAGGAGACAUCGCGACGGUUAUGCCGACAACGACACUGGGUUGUUAGCUCAACCAAGCAUGAGUGCGCGCGAGUUUCUGCUCUCGAAAGAUCCGACCCAGAUCUUGGCCGAACGGUCCAAAAUAAUUUUUGAGGACGACGCGAUCGGGAAUCAUGUGCUAACGGAUCAAGAGGUAAGGGCCUGUGGCGAGGACUUACGUGUAUUGUCCAAGGGCGACUUCCGGUCGCUGCUCAAGUGGCGCGAUAAAUUACUGAAAGAAGGGCUCGUUGAGUCGUCGGAUGAUGAAUCGGCAGCAUCCUCGUCGUCAGAAGCAGUGCAUAAAUCCACCACGGCUGAACCAUGACCUGCACGCCAUCGACGCGACGCUCGAUUCGGUCGCACCCGACGCACCGGUUGAAUUCCACACAGGUCGGAAGAGGAUGAAUCAAUGGACUCGGACGCCGAGGAAGCCGAGGUCCAGCGGCAGAUUCAACACCAAAAAGAACUCGUGCAGCGCGACGCUCGAAGGGAGAAGAAACGUAGAGCUAAAGCAGCGCAGAAGGCGCGGUUGAGAAGGGGUGCGGGCAUCGUCGAGGAGAGCAAUGUUGAUGAUGCCACGCGCGAACAAGUGUUUUCGUUCUCGGAAGCGAAUAAGCUUGGUGGUGUUGACGCUUUACGCGAAGUAGCACCUGAGUCCGACGACGAGUCCGUCGUUAACGUGAGGCCGUCGAAGGGCGAGCUCGGUGCCAAAAACGCUGCCAACUACGAGGAGUACGCUUCAGCACCAGACCGAUUGGAGGCCAUCGAGGACCAGUUGGAUAGCGCCUACGAAGCCUACGCCGACCGACGAGCCGAGAAGACGGGCGCGCCUCGGGUAGAGAAGCAAAAACGCGCAAAAAAAUAUAGAGAUGCGGUCGCGGCUCGCAUCGUCCAAGAUGACGUGGAAUUGAUCGAUGGGGACGUCGAGCAGUACGCCUCGACCCUCAAUCAUGACAGCUCGUCGGAUGACGACGACGUCGAUGCGGCGGCAGAGGCGUCCUCGAAACGUUGGUUCGCGAACCCAUUGUUUGACGAGAUGCCCCGCACCGAGAAGGAGGUGCGGCGCGAGAAGCGCUUGAAGGCGAAGCAACGGAAGGAACGGCGCGACUUACGGCGCGGUGAUGUCGAGGAGCAGCUCGAUAUUGUUACCUCAACAGUAGAGGAGCCUCGGAGCGAGAAGGAGACUGAAGCUCGAAAACUGAUCAAGGCCGGCGUCGGUCAAGUGUCAAAGGAUGAGGAGGGCUUUGAGAUUGUGGAAGAGGAUCCCUUCGCGAGACGAGAACAGCAGCUCAAGACCUAUAUCAGUGAUAGCGAGGACGACGAUGAUAAAGCGGAAACUUUGGCGUUGGCGUCGAUGAUGUUGCGACGCUCGAAAGCCAAGAAGCUCGUCGACGCGUCCUACAAUCGCUUCGCCUGGAACGACCCGCGGGACCUGCCCGCUUGGUUCGUUGAUGAUGAAAAAAGGCACUACCGGCCGCAAGUGCCCAUCAAGCCCGAGUUAUUAGCGGAGAUGAAGGCUAGAUUUCAAUCUUUAGCUGCUAAACCGAUCAAGAAAGUGGCGGAAGCGCGCGCUAGGAAACGAACGAGGGCCGAAGCUCGCCUCAAGGCCGCGAAGAAGCGCGCCGAGGCCGUGGCCAACGACCCGGACAUGAGCGCAGGGCGGAAAUUGAAGGAAGUUGAAAGAGCCAUGGCUCGAGCUUCCAAACAGAAGCGGCCCGACAAGGUGUAUGUGGUCGCGUCGAAGUCGAAGAGCGGCGUGCGCAAGGCCACGUCGGCGCCCAAGGGCGCCACCAAGGGCUCGCGCGUCGUGUCCGUGGACGCGCGCAUGAAGAAGGACAAGCGCGCCGCGAAGAGUCGGGCGAAGAAGCAAAAGAAAUUCGGUAAGCGGCGGAAGGGAAGGCACUAAAAGAUCUA
Molecule: messenger RNA, 2907 nt
Organism: Pelagomonas calceolata
Lineage: Eukaryota; Pelagophyceae; Pelagomonadales; Pelagomonadaceae
Source: the annotation of a GenBank genome assembly